AUGGAGGAUAUAGAAGGUGAAGAUAUUUCCUUGGCAUCACUUCUUUCUAAGGAAUACUCGGAUAACAAAACUGAAGGUUAUAGUGAAUCUUCAGCAUCUAAAGUUGAAAAAUUCGAUAAAUCAAAGUUAAAGAAAUUACAAGUGUUGAUAGACCAAUCUAAAGCGUUUUCACAGAUCAUUUCCUCUUCACUAGUUCAGCAGACAGCUGGCAAAAAUGCCGAUGAUAAUGAUGAUGAUGAUACUAAGGAACCGUUGAAAAAGAAACAGAAAACCACAGAUAAUCUUGAGACAAACACCAAAGUAUUAGAUACUUAUGGUCAGCCAAAGUCGCUAGUUGGAGUAACGCUUAAGGAGCACCAGAUACAUGGUAUGAACUGGCUUAUUUCCAUGUACGAGAAUGGCCUCAAUGGGAUUUUAGCUGAUGAGAUGGGUUUAGGUAAAACUGUUCAAACGAUAUCACUCUUGUGUUUUUUGUUAGAACAAGGAAUACAAGGACCGUUUCUCAUUGUAUCGCCUUUGAGUGUUGUAUCGAAUUGGUGCUCGGAGUUAUCAAGUUUUGCUCCCAAGCUCUCUUAUGUUUCCUAUGUGGGGUCUAAGGACCAUAGACAAAAAUUAAGAAGAAAAUCAUUAAGAAAAUUCAAUGUUGUUGUAACAUCCUACGAAAUUUCAUUAAUUGAUUUUCCUUAUCUGAAAAAUAUUUCGUGGUCUUAUCUCGUUGUUGAUGAAGGUCAUAGACUAAAGAAUGCAAACUGCAUGCUAUUCUCAAAAUUAAAAUCUUUGAAUGUUUCAAAUAGACUCUUGUUGACAGGCACCCCCCUACAAAACAAUCUUGCCGAGCUUUGGUCUUUGCUGAAUUUUAUUCUACCAGACGUUUUUCAUGAUUUUGCUACAUUUCAAAGUUAUUUCAAUUUUUCUGAAUUUGAGAAUCUAGCCAACGAGUCAAAUCCAAGUGACAGAGAAUCCAAAGAGGCUUUCAGUUCAUUAGUAUCAAUGGAAAUCAGGAAAGCAUUAGUCGAUAACCUCCAUACUAUAUUGAAGCCCUUUAUCUUGAGACGAUUGAAAAAAGAUGUGUUGAGGCUACCUCCGAAGAGAGAAUACAUAAUAUACUCCUCUUUAUCACCACUUCAGUCAACACUAUAUUCUCAACUAUUAGAUUCGCAGGUUAAUUUUCGUGGCAUUUUACUAGAAACAUUCUUCCCGCUGUACAUCAAAUAUAAUUUUCCUAAAUUGCUAAAGUAUGCAGAUAGUUAUUUAGGUUACAGGAAAGAUGAGAAAACUGAUUUCUAUUGGGACGCUCCUACAGCCGCAUCUUUAUCGGAGCACUACGAUUUUGUACAGUCACAGCUAAGAGUAAAACGUAUUUCCAAUCCUCUAAUGCAGUUAAGACAACUAUGUGAUUCUCCUUACCAUUACUUUUUUCCUUGGAAUGACGAUACUAAAUUAAACUAUGACCUGAUUUUGAACACAUCGAAAUUACAAUCACUUGAUUCAUUAAUCCCUCGAUUAUUGAAAGAUAAUCCUAAUCAGAAAAUCUUGUUGUUUAGUCAAUUCAAAAGCACGAUAGAUUUACUGAGAGCAUAUUUCGAGGAGCAUCCAAACAGUAAACACGGUAAGUCAUCGGUGUUUCCUGUGAAAACUUGUACCAUAACUGGAUCAUCCUCUAAAUUGGAGAGAGACGAGGCUGUCGAGACAUUUACUAAUGAUCCAGAGCAUAAAGUGUUUUUGUUAUCUACAAGAGCUGCAAACUUAGGCUUAAACUUGACUGCUGCAACAACCGUAAUAUUGUAUGACUCCGACUUGAAUCCAAUGGUAGAUAUACAGGCUAUAGCAAGAGUCCACAGAAUAGGGCAAAAAAAUCCAUGUAUUGUUUACAGGUUGGCUACUCGGGCCACUGUAGAAGAAGCUAUAUGGGAGCGAGUUAUAAAGAAAAGGGUAUUAGAAGGUAUCGUUAUUGAAACUGGAGAGUUUAACGGUUCUGAUGCAUGGAAAACGCAUUCGAAUAAGACAACACCCAGAAAGGAAUCAGUUUUGAGCUCUUUGUUGAAUUUUUACAGUUCCAAAACAUCUAACUCCACUCUUAACAAUUUCAAGGACCCAAAAUUAAGAGAUUCUUGUUUAGAAUCCAACGAACUUAAUAAGGAAGAGCUCAACGAAAUAACAUCCCACGACUUAGAGAAAUACAAAGAUAAUAGAGUACUCGAUGAAGUAAAUAUGCACCAUAUAAAGCUACUAUCCGAGACCGACAUAACAGGUCAAAAUGGUUUGGAUGGCGGCAUUAUGUAG
This is a messenger RNA of Pichia kudriavzevii, 2283 nucleotides long. RefSeq lists its product as uncharacterized. The transcript has a single exon. Lineage: Eukaryota; Fungi; Ascomycota; Pichiomycetes; Pichiales; Pichiaceae. Bases 1 to 2283 code for a protein of 760 amino acids. Gene Ontology annotation, cellular component: nucleus. The record is from RefSeq and is a predicted model, not a curated record. Gene Ontology annotation, molecular function: ATP-dependent chromatin remodeler activity; ATP binding; DNA binding.